AUGUCAUCCCAGGCAACAACCCAGCCCCGAAUAUAUGAAACCGUACUCAAUCCUUACCCGCCAAACAACAUCAUGGCUCCUGGGUUUCAACAACCUGUGGGUUUCACACACCUGGGAAACCAAGCUCAGAGUGGCCAGCCUCCCUUCCUCAGGUCUCCAGGAAUCAUCACAAACAGUCAUCAAGGUCAAGGAAAUACAGAGGUGGUAAACCCAGCUAUGGGAACAGCAAUCACAAACUUAAGAGAAGAAGCAAAGGUAUUAGGGGCAAUCCAGAUCAUGAUUGGAUUGAUGCACAUUGGUUUUGGAACUAUCUUGGGUUUCAUGUACACUACUUAUGGACCAGUUUUCGGAUUUGCAUCCCUUGCUGUUAUUAGUGGAUAUCCAUUCUGGGGUGGCAUCUCUUUCAUUGUUACGGGUACUCUCUCUAUACUGGCGUCCAAGAAGCUUUCUCCUUGUCUGAUCAAAAGCAGCUUAGGAAUGAACAUUGUCAGUACUAUCUUUGCCUUCCUUGGAGUGAUUCUGCUGCUGGUGGAUGUGAGCAUCAAUGGCCAACCCAACCAAGACUACUGGGCAGUUCUUUCUGGGAAAGGAAUUACAGCCAUGCUGGUUAUCUUCUCUCUCUUGGAAUUCCACACAAAUUUGACUACAGCCUAUUUUUCCAAACGAGCAAUCACCAAAACCAACAGGCCUGUCCUGGUUAUUCCCAACGUGUAUACAGCCAGUCCCUUGGAACCAGGGGUUUUCUCAGCUCCUCCCAGAAAUGACGGCCACCUCACUCAUGCCACUUAA
Enhydra lutris kenyoni (northern sea otter) is the source of this 789-nucleotide messenger RNA. RefSeq names its product membrane spanning 4-domains A12. Lineage: Eukaryota; Metazoa; Chordata; Mammalia; Carnivora; Mustelidae. The record is from RefSeq and is a predicted model, not a curated record. Gene Ontology annotation, cellular component: plasma membrane. Bases 1 to 789 code for a protein of 262 amino acids. The transcript is spliced from 6 exons. Gene Ontology annotation, biological process: cell surface receptor signaling pathway.